AUGUUGCAGAACACCGGUAGAGGACUACUUGCCUUGCUGUUGAUGGUGUUGGAGUGGACCUGCCCAAGCCUUCCAUCCCCGCUGAGGCCCAUCUGCGACCUGAGGGUCCUGAACCAUUUCAUCAAGGAAGCGCAAGACGCCAAAGUCGCCAUGAAGUCAUGCCGGGAUGGAUGCACCCUGUCCCAGUCUGUCAGCGUCCCUCAAACCAGCGUAGACCCUGUGUGGGAGAGCAAAAAUGCCUUGGAGAAAGCCCAGGAAGUGCAAUGUGGCUUGAGGCUUCUGCAGCAAGCCCUCAGCUUGCUGCGUAGCUCGGUCACCAAUGUGGCGCUGCACAGUCACGUUGACAACUUGGUGAGGAGCGUGCCCAGCAUCGACGCCGUGCUACACAGGCUCAACAUUCCGGAAUAUACGCCUCCAGAGGGCUCGGCGGGCCAGGACAGCACAUGGCGGGCGUCCACGGCGGGCGACUUGCUCCAAGUGCACAUCAACUUUUUGCGAGGCAAAGUGCGCCUCCUUCUCACGGACGCGCAGGCCUGUCAGCAAGACGUCAGCUGA
Messenger RNA from Nerophis lumbriciformis (worm pipefish), 555 nucleotides. NCBI's taxonomy places the organism in Eukaryota, Metazoa, Chordata, Actinopteri, Syngnathiformes, Syngnathidae. The record is from RefSeq and is a predicted model, not a curated record.